CUUUGCUGAAUUCAGUUUUAGUCAAAUCGAAUUUGAACGCCUCCGACUCUGGAGAUCUCACUUUAGGAGGAGUUUAUGACUACUGUAGCUCUCCUAGGAUCUUUACCAAAACGCUUUUCACAGUGAGAGACUCGGGCUGUGCAGUUACUGGAGUCUGUAGAGGUUUUUGUGGUGCAAAGUUCGGUUUCUUGACUAGUGAACACUUUAUGGGAAAUGAGCCAAACUAACCCACAGUUAUCGUGUUGCAAUACUUGGCCAGGGGAGGACAAAAAGAGCACAGGCGACGCUGUGAGUGUUCCCAACAUGGCGCGUAAAAGUGAAGAAAGUCGGGUCUGUUUCACCAGAAACUCUGGACUCUUUAAUCCGCAAGCCUGUGUCAUGAAAAAACACAGCUGUCAAACAGCUGCUGCCCCUCAGGAGGAGUUGUUAAACGCUGGCUGCCGGGUGGGAGACAGUCCCUCUUUUUCUGCCUGCGCCACAAUCUCAGAAACAACCAGGGAGCUCUGCAAAGCUGUGUCCCUGUCGCUGGGUCUGGUCAUGGAGUCCAAUGACACUAGCUACGUGGACGCUGUUCUCCCACCUUGUGCCGCAAAUGACCAGAUACGCGGGGACUAUUUUUUCAGAGCUGGAGCCGAAGCCGUGCCUCUGAGCUGUCCUGGAGCCAAGGCUGCUGUCACCGAGUACCUGUGCCCUGACAGAGACGACCGGUCCCUGCGCAGCCAGGAGCAACACGUGGAAGUGUUCAGAAGUUCGGAGGGUGGUGCGUCUCUGCUUCCCCUCACCUCCACUCGAAAAUCUGAGGAUGAACAAAACUUCCCACUGUGCGAGGCAGAGGACAUAAAUCCAAAACAGACUGAUAAUGUGGACACAGCGCGUGCUGCUUCUUGCCCUUACGCACCACCUGCGCCAGACAGCAUGACACACUUUGGCCACACGGCUAGACAGAGGCCCUGUCUGGUCUACAAACCCCCCGAUGAAGCGAGAGACUUCGGGGAAGCCAUGGAGAACAAGUUCGGUGGUUAUCAGCCACAACAAUACGGCGUCAAAGUGAAAUCUGAGGACAUUGAAUCUGCUGGAGUGUCGUGGGCCAGUAAUUACACCAUUAAUGAGAAGUACAACUCUCAGUUUUUGGGGUCGAGGCAGUGCGCGAGGGCACACAGCACAGGAUCCAGCAACGCGUUCAUAUGUAAUCCGUAUGAGAGGAGCGUCACGCGUCCUGACCAGUGGUACCCCGGCGGGUUGCUGAAGCCGCCCUGUCCCAGCAAUUACAUGAAGCCUGAUGUCGGCGAAUGGAUGGACGUCGCCUAUAACGAAUCUAGGUUUGAGGGAGGCAGAGAGCACAUGUUUCCCAUGGAGUUCUUCAUCACACCACAGAGAACAUGCCUGAUCUGUUCAGACGAGGCGUCUGGCUGCCAUUACGGUGCACUCACCUGUGGCAGCUGCAAGGUUUUCUUCAAGCGAGCUGCAGAAGGCAAACAGAAAUACCUGUGUGCAAGCAAAAAUGACUGUACUAUUGAUAAGCUGAGAAGAAAGAACUGUCCGUCUUGUCGGCUAAAGAAGUGUUUUGAAGCUGGAAUGACUCUUGGAGCACGUAAACUAAAGAAAAUUGGACAACAGAAAACCCUUGAAGAGGAUCAUCCUGUCCAGGAACCUGCUGAGGUUGCCCGGAGUAUCUCUCCUAAAGCAGAUGUGAACUUCAGCUCCCAGCUGAUCUUCCUUAGCAUCCUGGAGUCCAUUGAGCCCGAGGUGGUAAAUGCAGGAUAUGACUACGGCCAACCAGAAUCAGCAGCCACCCUGCUCACCAGCCUCAAUGAGCUCGGAGAGAGACAACUGGUCAAAGUGGUCAAAUGGGCGAAAGGACUUCCAGGGUUUAGAAAUCUCCAUAUGGACGACCAAAUGACUAUCAUUCAGCAUUCAUGGAUGGGGGUGAUGGUGUUGGCUCUGGGAUGGAGGUCCUAUAAGAACGUCAAUGGCAGGAUGCUUUACUUCGCCCCGGAUCUUGUGUUCAAUGAACAUCGGAUGCACGUUUCCACCAUGUAUGAGCACUGCAUACGGAUGAGACAUAUUUCACAGGAGUUUGCGCUGCUGCAGGUCACCCAGGAGGAGUUUCUCUGCAUGAAGGCCUUGCUCCUCUUCAGCAUUAUUCCAGUUGAGGGUCUGAAGAAUCAGAAGUACUUUGAUGAAUUGCGUCUCACCUACAUCAACGAACUCGAUCGCCUCAUUAACUAUCGAAUGACGACCAAUUGUUCUCAGAGGUUCUACCAGCUCACUCAGCUCCUGGACUCUCUCCAGAUGACAGUAAAGAAGCUCCAUCAGUUUACAUUUGACCUUUUUGUCCAGGCUCAGUCACCUCACACAAAGGUCAGCUACCCAGAGAUGAUUGGAGAAAUCAUCUCGGUGCAUGUACCAAAGAUCCUGACAGGUUUAGCUAAACCAAUCUUGUUUCACAAGUAGAAGUUGUUGUUUUGUAAAUCAAAAACCAACUCAUUUUUGUUGCCUUGAUAAACAUUAACAAAAGCUUUGUACUGCUUUCCUACCAGUUUGACCUCUUGUCCUGUAAUCAUUACUUUAUUGCUCAACUUGUUUUUUUGACUUUAGCGAUAAUUGAGAUUGUUUGUGCAGAACUGUUAAAGCUUUUAACUGAAGAGCGGCAAAGCUGCAAGGCAUCACCUGUUGACAGCUCUGCUGCUGUGGAGUGGAGAGUUUGUGGUUUUACCUGGAGAACAAAUGCAAUUUAACAUGCACAGUAAGUCUGUAAAUCAAUAUUAAAGCAA
Messenger RNA from Monopterus albus (swamp eel), 2774 nucleotides. RefSeq names its product androgen receptor (gene ar). Bases 214 to 2454 code for a protein of 746 amino acids. The record is from RefSeq and is a predicted model, not a curated record. NCBI's taxonomy places the organism in Eukaryota, Metazoa, Chordata, Actinopteri, Synbranchiformes, Synbranchidae. Gene Ontology annotation, molecular function: zinc ion binding; DNA-binding transcription factor activity; sequence-specific DNA binding. Gene Ontology annotation, biological process: regulation of DNA-templated transcription. The transcript has 8 exons.